AUGAGUCUUGAUGUAAAAAUUUUGAAGAACAGGAAGUUCAUGGGCUCCAUAGUGGAACAAAAUGUUCAUACCAAGAGCAAGUCAUUUAUCCAGGAAAUUAACUCAAAUCCAGAGUUCAGUUUAUUAGUGGAGUCCCUAUGUGGAAAUGCAGAGCAUCUGUUCAAAGAGAUCCUACUUCGUGGAGUGACAUCUUCUCGCUCUCUUGUUCUGGAUUUGGGAGAAGACAGACUAGUGCUGAUUGCUCAACCUUCUCUACUCCACUUGGAUAUUUUCUUUCCCCUGUUUACUGAUCAAGUAAACAGUUUUGCCCAGUUCAACACAAACACACAAAUGCUCACAGUGACCAUGCCAGCUGGUGUCUUCAUGAAAACUAUUUAAAGGCUAUUAUUUCAUGAUAAACUUCAUUUUGUAUACAGAAGAUGUUAUGGGUAUUGCUCAAGAAGAUUUAAUUGGUAACUUAUAAAAAG
Molecule: messenger RNA, 467 nt
Organism: Carassius auratus (goldfish)
Lineage: Eukaryota; Metazoa; Chordata; Actinopteri; Cypriniformes; Cyprinidae
Product: PIH1 domain-containing protein 1-like
Exons: 5
Coding region: 1-378 (125 amino acids)
Source: RefSeq, a predicted model, not a curated record